Molecule: messenger RNA, 8085 nt
Organism: Haliotis rubra (blacklip abalone)
Lineage: Eukaryota; Metazoa; Mollusca; Gastropoda; Lepetellida; Haliotidae
Product: A-kinase anchor protein 9-like
Exons: 22
Coding region: 364-7953 (2529 amino acids)
Biological process (GO): actin filament organization
Cellular component (GO): actin cytoskeleton
Molecular function (GO): actin filament binding
Source: RefSeq, a predicted model, not a curated record
GCUAAACUCACAAAACCAUUUGUUUUUGCACAACUACCACGACAGCACGGAACUAUAUUUUGCCUCCGAGGUCGACCGCCUCUCUCCUGAUCGCUCCGCUAAUUACUCUUCUGAAGACCGCAAUAGACUGUCGGAAUAUAGCGACUGGACAGUCAGAAGUCCGGCGUUGUUUUCUUUGAUUGGCUUUUCCUCCACGGAAAUAUAAGAUGGCUUUUUAGCAGUUGAUGAUAUUUACCUUGAUUGUUUAUGUGAUUAUGUGGGAUGCAACAUAACCUACCUGUAUGUCGGAGCGUGUGAAAGCUUGGUGACAGGUUUACCUGCCAAUAUCUUGUGGUCAUCCCAUUUGGAAUGUAAACACCCAACAUGGCUUCUAAGUGUCGAAAGUUUGUGCCUAACAUUUUCAAUAAGACUAAGUGUCAAAACUGCUUCGGAGCUAAGGAAAACCAUUCCGCGGAGGCUUUGGAAAAUAAUAAGGCGUCACGGAAAGUGUCAAAAUGCGGAUACUUGUUUGUGUCUCCAGGCUUCGACUUCAACAACCCCCUUGACAGAACUAGGAGAUGGCAGAGACGAUUCUUUGUGUUGUACGAUGAUGCCGAGCUCACCUGGUCUGUGGAUGAUAAUCCUGACACAGUACCGCAGGGCACUAUCGACAUGAACAAGUGCUCCGAUGUCCAGGAAGCAGAGAAGGUGACUGGCCACAUCAACUCCGUGUCUGUCAUGACCCCAGAGAAGACCAUCUACAUCAAGGGAGAGUCGAAAGAAGAGUCACAAUGGUGGUAUGACGUCCUUAUCGAGUUUCCUAGAUCCAUGAAUGCAAUUUUGAAACCACGGCGGAAGUCCACACUAGGCCUGUGCAAUAAGGAAAACGUGCAGCCUGAGGGAUCUAACAAAAAGGGCGAAGAUGGCAAGGAUAUCCUCAAGGGGAGAUUCGAGGUUGAGAAGGUGAAGGGAAAGUCGGAUAUGCCAACAUUUUCCACAUUUAAGGGGGUUCGUAGUCUGAAGCACAAGUAUGACAAGAACUACCAGGACGGCUUACGUAAGAGUAGCAGCUUACACGACUUGUCUUCAGAGGACAAAAAGGUUGAUAGUGAUUUGGUGUCGUCACGAUUCCUCAGUCGAUCAGGUGAUCGUCUUGACUAUGUCAGCAAAAAUAACAGUCUGUACAACAUCUCUGGUCAUUCGAAGAUCCUGUCAGAUUCGAAAUACACGAGUAACCCUUAUUUCACCCUACCUCGUGUCAACCGCUCCCCAGCACUCCUCCUACCCAAACCCUAUCCAGGAGCUACAUCCACUCCAGUGUCGUCUGCUACCGCCCACUCCAACAGACGCAGUUCCUUUGAUGACCGGCCACAGAGGAAGAAUCUCUCUGCUGCAGAGCGCGCCCGGCAACAUCGGGAGAGGUCGACCAGCAUGAAGGACUUCCCCACCCAGCUGUCCCUCCCCCGGGAUGAUGGGUCGGGGGACAUGUUGUCCAAAGUGCAGGACGAUGGCGCCAGUGAAACCAUGAGCACUGAUGAGACAGAGAGCAAUGAAACUGAUGAACUUAAAAUGGCCCGCAGUUCUGAGAUGAGUGCAGUUAACAGGGCCCACUCCCUAGCUUCCACCCCUGUCAGUCCUGACCCCAAGGGAACUAAAUACGAGGACCUGGUCUACAUGAAGAAGGGCUGGCUCAUCAAGCAAGGCCCACUCGACAAGGACAUGAAAAAGCACUGGUUUGUCCUGGCGGGCAACUCUCUCCGCUAUUACCGUGACGCUAAAGCUGAAGACAUGAAUAGUCUUGAUGGUCGCAUUGACCUUUCAACUUGUUAUGAGGUGUCAGAGGUCAACACAGCCAGGAACUAUGGUUUUAAGAUCAAGACCCGAAAUGGGGAAUACAACCUGGCGGCCAUGACGUCCGGGAUCAGGAACAACUGGAUGAAGGCCAUCCGCCUGUGUAUGGACCUGCACAGUUCCGGUCGUACACACAGCAUGCCAUCAUCUACCCUUACCAGCAAAACUCUGACAGGGGCACGGGCUGUUGAUGAUUUUGAUGUCAGUGCCACGUCUGGUCAGACCACGACAGUUACCGGGUCCAUGGGUGAAACUGCCUUCCAGUUGGUUGGGCGGAGAGAACAGACCAAGAAAGACACCAAGAACACAAGGAGGCAUCAUUCUGAUGUCAAUCCCGGAAAUGUCAGCAAAGCUUUCUCAGUCAAAGAGUUUUCAUCCAGCCUUGACCAAGUCCCAGCCGGUACCUCAUCCAGCAACCAAAGCAUCGGUAGUGAUCGUAGCACUCAAAGUAUGGAAUAUGAACACUCCAAUAUAGAGAAUAAGGGAUCACCCCGUCUCUCCCGGGGAACAAAGAUCCCAAGACACCACAUUCCUCCACAGGAUCUUACGUGGCAGAGUGGCAACAAUCCCCCACUGAAACGAUACGUGGAAGGCAGCGACAAUGCACCCACUGCUCCAGGUGGUGAUACAGCCCGAGUUCCAAAACGUUCCAUCAUGAGUGAGAGCAGCAAGGAAGAAGAACAGAGAGAGAAAAUGAGACGUGGGAUGUCGCCGAGUGCAAGGGUGAAGGAAAAAACCCGACCUGCUAAAGCUGCCCGCAUGCAUUCCCCUCCCCCUUCAGAUGAUCCAUAUCACUUCAAUCUGUCCGGCUCCAGUAAGGAGACCUACUCGGGAGACUCUGAUAAUGACGAAGUCGAUAUGGGGGACCGGAGUCUGUCACAGGACCAGUUUAAUGAUGAACAGAUGCGAUCUGAAGAUGACGACAACAUGAUGGGUGGAGCUUCGUCAGGGUCCAUCAGUGAUGGAGGAGGGGUUCUAGUGGAGUUUCUGGAAACAGAGGUGGAAUCCCUAAAAGAUCGGCUGGAGAAAUCUCAGCACGACCUUGCCAAGAUGCAUGAGACAAACCGUGAUCUGAAGAGUCGUCUUCACACCUCAAGCUCACAGAGCCACCACAUGGAGAAUCCCUAUGUAGGCGGAGGGCGUUGGGGCCAACAGCAGUCACAGUAUGAUGCCUCACAGGUCCAAGGGAUGAAGAAACAGAUGAAGGAUGCCAAGGACACUGUCCAGAAACAGAAGUCUGAGAUUGACAACUUAAAGUCCAAACUUGACAUGUCGGUUUCCAAACUCACAGGGACGGAGAAGGCUCUGUCCGAAGCCUUGAAGAAUCUCAAGCAGGAGAAGGAUAGGUUCAUAAAGCUGACAAGUGAGUGGAACCGACGAAUCAGAACCCUGGAAACUGAGCUGAAGGAUAAGUCCUUGAAGCUGGAAAGAAGUCGUGAGAGCCUGUUAUCAAAGGAGCGUGAAUGUCAGCAUCUUGAGUCUGAUGUUAAGGGCCAGCAGCAAAAGUGUCGAGAACAUGAAAGGGAGAUCCUUAGGAUGAAAGCAGUUGAAUCUGAUUACAAACAGUUGAAAGAAAAACUGGAAUCUAAGGAAAAAGAACUGUUGGCCAUGCAAAAACUGCUGAAGGAGAAAGAAUUGGAAUGUAAGAAGGUGGCAGAAAGUUAUGAGAAGCAGAUUGAAGAGAUGGAGAAAGAGUAUGGUCAUGAGAGGGACGACCUUGAGAAUCACCUUGAGCAGAUGAAAGCUCAACUGUGUCAGGCUCAUGAGAGGCAGACCACGAUGAAGGAUUCUAUCACCAGCAACAUUUCUGAUCUAAUGAGAGAGAAGAAUGAGAUCAUUUCACAGCUGGAGGAAAAGUUGAUUGAAAAUGAGAAAAAGAUGGAGGAUAUGAGUGAGAACUUCCAGGCAAUGAUGGCUGAAAACACAGAGCUGGUACAUAGUGUAGAGUCCCUACAGGAUGAGAAGACAAGGCUUCAGGACAAGCUUGGAGAGAUGGAGAAAUACCUGGAUGGACUUCAUGACAAGAUAACACACUAUGAGCCAGAUAAUGUGUCUCUCAGGAAACAUAUGGAUGAACUCAGGAAAGAGAACCAGCUACUCUCAGAGAAGCUCAGCUCUGAGAAAAAGUCCUUCUCUCAACACCAAAGAGAAAAGGAGGAGCUUCAGAAGACAAUACAAGAUUUGAACAAACAGAUUCAGGGACUUCAGUUGAGGCUGAUAGAGAGGUUUGAGGACAUAGACCAGGCUCACUCGAGCAGGUCUUCCUCAGGGGGAGAUUGUCAGGAACUCCUCCAUAGUGUACUUAUCAUGGACUCAGAGCUCAAAGAUAUCAAUGCAAUGCUUCUUGAGCUGCGGCAAAAUUUCGAUGCAUAUCUGGACUCUCUUCAGGGAGAAAGCCGUACAAAGUUUACGAGUUUGGCUGAUAUGAUUGAAGACAUUGGCAGGAAGUGUCAUUCUGUGCAGGAAAUUCUAAAGGACUCUGUUGACCCCUCACUUGCAGAGUCUGUAGGUUCUGAUUACAAACAUGAUAUUAAAGUAGACUCUUCUUCAGAGAGCCAUGUGAUAAUGAAUGAAUAUGGUAGCCUCAAGGACAAAUUUGACUGUGCUGUGGCAGAGUUGAAAAAGUUGAGGAAAGAGGUGAAUGAUGUGUACAGGAGUUGUGAUAAACUCGAGUCAGAGGAUAGGAGGCUGAGGGAAAAGGUGAAGAAAAUGGAAGAAGGCUACAAAUCUCAGUUAGAGCAGGUGAUUAAGAAGGCAGAUAUGCUUUCUUCACAGGUUGAUGUGAGGGGAGGUGGAAGAUUGUCCCAAUCUUCCAGCCAUGAAACUAUUCCUUCAGAUCUUUCUGCCACCAUUGAGCAACAGCUGAACAAUCUUGAACAAAAACUUUUACUUGUUGAAAAAUCAAUUGCUGAUAACGAAACAAAAGCCAGCUCAGGAACUGUUAAGACCCAGAGUAGCUCAAGGCUGUCACUGUCUCCUGGUGAUAGUCAAAAUAUUGUGCAGAAACUCAAAGAAAUGAAAGCUCAAUUAGAAAAAUCAAAUUCUCAUUUAUCUUCAAUAGCCAAAAGUAUAAAUACAAAUACAGACAAAAUGGACACUAGUGAAACUGCAGGUGCAGAGUCUUUACAAUCACGGAUUGAUAAGUAUGGCAAGAAGAUUGACAGUUUGGCAAGUAAAAUAGAACAAGGAUCAAAGCAAACUUCAGGGAACCCACAUGGGGUAGGUGGUCCACAAGAUAGUGCAGCUGUGGAUGAGUGUUUCAGGGAAAUCAAGGAGAAACUUCAGGACAUCAAUGAGCAGCUAGAUGGCUUAGAAGAGGACUCCGAUUCCGAUGAUGAGGAACAGGAGCAAAUUACUGUGGAGGAUGUGAGAGAGAGGGUGGCUAAUCUCAUGGGCUACCUUGAACAACAUUCCAACAUGACUCAGGCAGACUGGAACAUUCUUGGAGUGUUGCAGAGACAGCUGGUGUCAUCAGAUAAAACCACAACCAGCACUGAGGAGCUUAGUUCUGAAGACAAGCUCCUUCUGUACUCCGAUCGUCUUGCCAUGGAAGCUGUGAUCUUGCAGGAAAUGUCUGUUCUUCUUUCGGAUGAAUAUGGUGAUGAGAACAGAGAUACUGUGUUGAAAGAAAUUGAUGCUCACAAUUGUCAUAUGCUGUUGACCCAGCAGAUGAUAGAAAAAGAAACGCAGUCAAUGCAUAUGGAGAGGAAGGAAGAUGUGAUGAGAUCCUAUGCUUUUCUCUUGGCAGAAAAGAUAGUUCUUGAGGAUCAGUUAGUGUCACCAGCUCUUGAUCAGAAUGAGUCCAUGGAGGACGACUCCAGUCUUGGACUGAGUCGCCCCAGAGUCCUUGCCAAAGAGGCUCUAAUAAGAUCUCAGUUGGAUGCCCACAUCAAUAACUGUUUGGAGAAAUCUCUUAAUGUCCUUGAUCCUGUCUCAACUCAUAUGAUCACCAAGUCACUGAUUCAAGGAGAACUCACUUAUGCACUGAAUACAAUCAAAGAAACUCUUGUGUCUUUCGAUCGUCAAGGAGGUGUUGACAUGUGCAAAAAACGUAGAGACUUCUUGUAUAGGCAGAUGAAAGCCAGGGAGAAAGUUCUAGUGAACUUGGUGGAAGAAUACCAAGUUCAGAUGGUGAAAUCAUUAGCUGUGAUUAUUGCCAAGGAAGGAGAAGAGGUGACUGUUUUCGAAGGUGCUGAGAGUGUUCUUGAAGACGUCUGCUCUGAGAUCUCUACGGUGAUGGAGAAACACAUCCAGAGCCACAAAGAAAACGUUCGCUAUGCUGAGGACACUGAAACAGCCCACAAGCACGAUUUAAUUGUAGACACCUUAAGGGCAGAUAGAGAGAAGGUGUUGGCUGCAAUCAGGUUAGAACAUACCAGUUAUGCAAGUCAGGAGGAACCCAGGAGUGAUGAUGUUGAACUCCCUCUGCAAUCAGUUGAUACUACAAUAGAAAACUUUGGACAACUCAUGGUUCAAAAUGCUGUCAUGAAGGCAACAUCUGUGUUUGUGAGUGAAUUGUAUGCAAAAGAAGACUUGUCUUUAGAAGUUGAUUCUAGUGAUGAUGAAAGUGUGGUUUCUGAGUUUGAGGCUGAUAAAAGCAUAAACGUUUUUGUGAAAUCUUUGAGUGGCAUUUUAGCAAAGGAGGCUUCCUCCAAAAGAACUUUGGCAGCACAACUUGCAACUAAUAGCCCAGAAACACCAGGGAAUAUAGUUGGAAGGAUACCUGACGUAAGUAAAUAUCCUCCUCGGUUAUCUAGGUAUGCUGACUCUAUAGUAAGAGAGUCGGUGUUCCAGGCUCAAUUAACCUACACAUUGCAUAAAGCAAAACUACAGCAUGAUAGUGAAGUUGAACAGCUGAGGCAUGACUAUCCAUUAAGGAAACCAGAGAUCAUGCAUGAGGAAAGUAGAGACUCAGAUAUUGACUUCCAUGGUGUCCUUCUGCCUCUUGAGGAGGUUAUGGAGAACAAGUAUGAGGAUGAGCUUGAGGUCCUGCAGGUGAUUGACAAGCAGGUGACUGUGCUGAAAGAUGUGGUUAAAGAUGCAAAAUCUCGGAACUGGUCCCAGGUUGAGGACCAGUUGCGGCUGCUUGAAGAAGCCUUCCAGCAUCAAAUGGUGGCAGCUCAGGAAAGACACGAUGUCCAAAUGGAAGUGUUCAAACAGGAGCUGACAAAAGUGGAAAGGAUGUGGGAGGACCGAGAGAAUGAGCGUGUGGGUUUCGAAGGAGAAUGUGGUCAGCUGCAUGUGUACCUGGAAUCCAUGCGUGCCAACCAUGACGAGGAGGUGGAGAGGAUGAAGCAAGAUGUGAUGACCGCUGUCAGUGCUAUCAGGGCAAAUGAGGAAACACAGAUGAUUGCUCAGGUCCAGAAACUCAAGGAACAACUGGCUACACAGACAGAGAACCUCAAGACCUUCCUUGAAGAUGUGAAAAAAGAAUCUUCAAAGGCCAGUCAACCUGACCUUGUACGCAAGGUGGAACAGCAACUGGUUCAACUCCAUUCAACAGCAAUGUCACUGGAUUUGGAGACAAUCCCUGCGAUGCCCAAGCCGUCUGCUCCAGACUCUGCUGAAGGGAAUCAACCUGUUGUGAAUGUGUCGCCUACAGUGGAGUCAGGGAGAGGUGAGAAGGUGAUGGACCUGUGCCAACAUGACAACGAGUUCGAGCAGCUGAAGCGUGAGAAGGAGGAGGCCCUGGCGGAGGAGAUGAGGAACACUAAGGCUGCCUUGGAUGCCAUGAGGAAAGCCUAUGAGGAGGAGCUCGGCGAGGAGAAGGAAAAGUACAGGGAAGCUCUCAUGACCAUGUACACAGAUGACUAUGUCAAUGAGUUCAAGAGCAGGCAUCAACAUGAGAUGGAGAAAAUGGGUGACGAGCUUGGUCAGAUCCAGAUGCACUACCAGAGCAAGUGUGAGGACUACAAGCUGCUUGAGGUGAAGCUGCAGCAGACCAAACAGGAGUAUGAGAACCAUUACAAGCAGCUCAUCCUCAGUAAUGACCACCUGAACAUGAUGCUGAACAAGGAGAUAGAUGGCCUGAAGGAUUUCAUCCGUAAUUGGUGUGUUACAAGCCCAACAUGUCCAGCGGAGGGGGCACCAUGGAGGAAGACCUCUUUGAUGCUCAGAUCUUGAUCCGUGUGAAGGAUGCCGAGCUUCAGAAACUCCGAUCUCAAGUGAAAAACUUUGAAAACAGCCUGCAGAGAAGCACGGAGGAACACCGCCAGGCCAUGACCCAGUACCUGCAGGUGCUCAAGGAGAACCACG